This is a messenger RNA of Cylindrotheca closterium, 2391 nucleotides long. The record is from the annotation of a GenBank genome assembly. Lineage: Eukaryota; Bacillariophyta; Bacillariophyceae; Bacillariales; Bacillariaceae.
AUGUCGUUAGCAACAAGUGGAGGAAUGGGCGCAAUGGGCGGUGCCGGAGCCGGUGGUGGCCUCGCCAUGGCUCAUGGAGGCGCCAUGGCCCAACCCAUGCAAGGUGCUCCUCCUCCUGGAGGAGCCAGCAUUCCAAUGGGAAUGGCCCCACCUUCAACGUCGGCAGCUGCUUUGGGUGCCGAUCUAGUGGACAAGCAGCAACAGAUUUCACUGAAACAAGUUCGAGAUUUAUCACAUUUGCCAUUGGUCGCCAUUGAUUUGUAUUCCAGUCAACCACAUGUCGCUUCCUUUCCGCCCAAAAACAAGGAUCCAGCAGCUGUUCCCGGAGCGCCUAGCCUGAUUGGGAAAAUGAAGGACAAAGUCUUGCUGCAAUCUUCGGAAAGCUCCCACAAAACCUUUCGAAAGUGGCUUUCCAAAUCCAAAGGAUACAGUGAUUUGCAAGCAGAUGUCUUUGCCAAGGCGGACGACAAAUCGGCAGUGGCCAUUGAAAGUCCCCAAAAAUGGUUGGGAUACCGUCGAUUGGACGACGCUCCGGAAUGUUUGCGUUCUCAGGUCAACCUAGAUAAGGAUUCCGAACCUUCUGCCAUUGCCGAAGAAGGCACGGUAGGUGUCGGCGUCUCCAUGGCCAAUGGAACCUUGGACGGAUCCGUACCGCAGGGAGAUGAUUUUGACCGAGUCGUAGCCAAGGUGCGAUUGCACGCCAGCAAAAAGGCCUUGACGGUAUUGCCGGAAGAGGCUGCCCAAUUGGUCUUAAACCAAGCCCAACAUCACGUCGCGAAACAGCACAAGGUGGAAGACGAAGAUGAAAUUAUCAACUUUCCAUGUUGUGUGGCUGUUCCAGCACCCUACUGUACGGAUUCGGCCAUGGAAGCUAUGCUCGAUGCCACUAAUGGAACUGGAGUCUUGUUGCAACGAAGUGUAUGUGCUCUAGCUGGGGCCCUAUUGCCCAGUGCAGAAGAAGGCAAACCAAAUUUGUUGCUGGAACACAUUUUGAAGGUUCUACAAGCAUUGCAAAAGGAGUUCCAAAAACAACAGUUGAAAAAUCCGAAUGCUCGAUUCGAAGAAGAACAAGUGGUGCUGUUGGCGGGUACUACCAAGGAUACUGUGGAGUGUACCGCCAUUCAAAUAUCGACUCCCCAACGAGAUCAAGAAUUUUGCAUUUUUGGACAUUUCAAGGUCUUGUGCAAUGUUUCGUAUCAACAUGAAAAGCCAGAAUCCAUCAUUACCAAGUGUAUUAGUGAGCUCUUUGAUGUUAUGGAUGCAGUUGCUCCCGAAGUGGAUGGUCCCAUUGCAAUGGUCACCUAUGGAACUUCGGAGGAACAAAAGGCGGUUGCCGACAAGUGGGAAAAAGCUAAAAAGAGUCUAGAAGAUUGGGAAGAUGUUCCACAGUUCUACUCCAAACCCGACAGUGUCGCCAUGGGAACCUCCGUCUUGGGGGCCGUCAGUCAUGGACGCCUCAAGACCAUUGUCCAAGUGGAGGGCAAAAAGCCAAAGGCCGCCUUGGCCUUGAACGUGCAAAAUGUUGCACCCGUGGCCGUUGGCAUUCAAAUGAACUAUCAUGGUGGAGCCAAGAAUAAGUGGCAGCCAGUCAAGACUAUCUUUGACUUUGAUCGCCGAGUGCCAGCAGGACCCUAUGACGUGGACAUUAGCGCUGCCACGGGAGCUGUGUACCAAGAACAGGGUUCCGACUUGUCGGACGAAGCCCUCUUCAAGGCCACUACGGAAAUGGAAGCUUCCAAAUACAUUCCCAAACGAGAGAUUGCUGCUUUGGAUCUUCGAGUACAAGUGGUCCAAAAAUGGACACGAGAUGGAGUAUGGAAAAAGAUUGGAGAUGUCCAGAGUCCACUAGUCAUGACGGACAAGGAUGGCAAGAAGACUGCCUGUGAGCGCAUCAAGUUGGAACUUAGUCUUAGUUCCGUUGGCUUGAUCACCCACUCGUUGGUAGGAGAACGCGAAACCGUAGUCCAAGCCACAAAGUCGGCGCGGAAUUCCAAAAUUCGAUACUACGGGUCCAUCAUUUUGGCCAUUGCCUUUUUUGGAGGCUUUUUGGUCAAGAGUUAUUGGGAAGAACGAGUCUUUGAACGGGAUACUCGUCGAUUAUUGGCCUAUUACAAGCACGUUGUUCCAGGAAGCAUGUCGGAUGGUGAUUUGUACAAUGCUAGAUACGUAGUAUACAAGUAUCGUAACAAGAAGGAGAAGCUGUGGAAGAAUUUGGAAAAGAAGUAUGGGGAACCUUGUUUGCAAGAGUGGGAAUGGCCCGAAGAGGAAGAAACUCCUGCGGAGGAAGAGGAAAUGAAUCUAGAUGAGGGUGACGAAAAGAAAGAAGAAGAAGCAACGGGAGAGCAACAAGGAAAAGGAGAACAAGAAUCCACCGAAGAACCGGACCUAUAA